Molecule: messenger RNA, 3908 nt
Organism: Pomacea canaliculata
Lineage: Eukaryota; Metazoa; Mollusca; Gastropoda; Architaenioglossa; Ampullariidae
Exons: 8
Coding region: 26-2122 (698 amino acids)
Biological process (GO): RNA polymerase III preinitiation complex assembly
Cellular component (GO): transcription factor TFIIIB complex
Molecular function (GO): TFIIIC-class transcription factor complex binding
Source: RefSeq, a predicted model, not a curated record
UGAUACACCUCCUGAUAGGACAACAAUGAAAAUGAGUGACCUGAUAUUCUGGAACCCAAGUAGGAAUCCCAUGAAGAAAAAAGAACCAAGAUCUAAACCUUCAGCAAUAACCAGUAAUGUAGAAACACCAAAUUCUGAUGUUGUUGAUGGAGAAUCAUCCAAUCAGAGUGCUUCUUUGCCAGUCCCACAAGUAAAAAUUGGACCAGAUGGCAAUAUCAUCCUCAACACAGACAGCCUGAUUGUAAACAACCCAGCUACAGAACCCUCAAUGUCAAGUGGGGAUCUGGUAGAAGAAGAAGAUGACCAGUUUAUUAACUGCAGCAGUUUUCGAGACUAUAAAAGGCCGAAACUUUGGUCAAAAAAUGAAACCCAGCGGUUCUUCAAAGCUCUCAGCAUGGUGGGGACAGACUUUUCUCUCAUGUGCAGCAUAUUUCCAAGCAGAUCUCGCAAAGAACUGAAGAACAAAUUUAAAAAAGAAGAAAGACACAAUAGGCCUCUUAUUGACAAGGCUUUGCGUGAAAGACAGAGCUUUAACAUGCAGACCUUUGAGUCUGCAAAGGCAGAAGAUGAAGAGGAGAACAGAAGAUGUGAGGCUGCAAAAGAAGAAAAGCAAAAGAAACGAAUAAAGAAGGAAAAAGAGCUAGAUGAGGGGGAAGACGAAGAAAGAGAAUCAGAGAUGGAUGAAGAAGAUGGAGAUGGGAGGAAGGAAAACAAGAAGCACAGUGGCAUCAAACGGACAGCUUCUGUUGGGGGUGAAGAAGGCUUUUCAGGGUAUGAGCGAAAACGCCGCCGUGUGCAGCCAUCCUCAGGACAUGCCCAUGAAGUUGCGGAUAUUCUGGUUAACAUGAGUCAAGGCAAAACCACUCAUUCAAAUGAGGAUGACAGAAUGAGCAUUAGUUCAGACCGGGAUUCAGCUGUAGAACUUGUAGAAGAGGCAUUUGUGCCAAAAAUUGCUCGUUGUAGCUCAAAAAGUAAUUCUGCUCAUACCUCUUUGUCAGGUGCCAACAUCAUUGUGGAUGCUCAUGUACAUGUGCCAGAGAUGGUUACAAAUAUUUACACAGAUUCUCUUUAUCCUCUGGAUCAUUCAGAAAGCACGUCUCAGACGCAGAUUUCAGCUGAACUAUUAGAGCAGCAGCCAAAUUCAGUUCGUACCACAACUCAAGAACAGACAGCACCAACUCCAUCACAAAACUCAGACCAGCAGUCUAUGUCUGUAGGAGACUUGUACAACAUGGGGUUGCCACCAGAAGUUAUUCAGAUGAUGGAGAGGCAGCAGGCGGACCUGAUCAUGAUGGAGAAUCAGGCCACUGGGGAGGUGGUGAUGUACAUGGUUUCAAGGCAGACAGCUGACAUUGCUCUCCCUGGGGCUCAGUCACUCCAGGCAGCAGGACUAGACCCCAGUCACAACAUCAUGAGAGAAACAUUACAACAGUCUUUGAUGACAGGACAAAGUCAAGUCCAUGGGCAGGGUAUGGAAGCUUUACCAGGAAUUGUGACACAAGUGGCUAAUAACUGUGCUCUUCACAAAACAAGUGCUGGGGCUGCAGCAGCAUUCCAGAGUGAAAGCACAAUAUCUCCAGUUGUUGAUCAGAUUAAUUUGGAUGGCAGCAAAAAUCCAGUCAUGGAAAAUAAACUUCAUGUGGGCAUAGCAGGUGCAAAAGUACAGGCAGAAGAAGGAGUUGAUUCCAAACUGAAACUAGGGCUAUGCUUAGCUUUGGAUAAGGAACAAACAAAUGCAGGCUGUGUAAGUACAGUGAAUGAAUGCAAGUGUGACAGUUCACUUGGAGGCUUUGCAAGGGAGGCAAAAACAGACAUUCAUCAGCAUGACAAAACACACCUUAUUGUGUCCACAUCUCACCUGUCUAGUCGUGACAGUAAAUUGUGUGGCAGUGAUCUUCCCUCCACAGACAGUCCGUUAGAGAUUAAAAAGAGUGAGCCAACUGUGAAGAUGCGUGUAGCUGUUGAUGUCCAGUCAGACAAUUAUGUGUUCGUGGAUAAAGAGGAAAGGACAGUGGAGGUGUGCAGGACACGAAAGGAGGAUGUUCCAGAAAAUCAUGCCAGAGAGAAAACAGCUCUUUGGCAGAGGACGUGUACAGAAUUUUCCCAGGAAGAGAUUACAUGAUUAAACCUAUUACCUUUUCCUGUAUGGGGACAAGACAAACUCCUGUCUGAAUUUGGGAGUGGUAUUUAUAGCAGGGAUCUGAUGCAAGUAAUGAAAGUUCUUUCUCAUUAUUGUUCUUUAAUUGCGUUACUUUAAUGCCUCUGAGCAUUUACUUUUAUUUUUCAUGAUUUCAAAAUUAAAGAACACAUAAUACUUUGUUGAAAACUAAGGAAAUGUCUUAAUUGUUUCUGUCAACUGAGUUCCUAAUCUCAGUAGAUUUGUAAUAUUAAUAAUGAAUUAAAUGAAAGAUUUUUAUAGUGCAUGCUCUUAGCGCUUAAAACAAGAAUGAGACAUGGACAGCAUACGAGAGAUGGAAGAAUGAACAAGAGUACUGAUGACGAGUAUAAGACAAAUAUAGAAAGUACAAAGAGGAAACAAGAACAGAAUAUUGUGAUUCUGCAGAGGAAGAUAAGUAGAAAAGUAUCAUCGUUUAGUUUAGAGCCUGAAGUUUGUUACAAUCUUUCUCGACACUGCCAUAAAUUUAUUUCAUGCAGUUCGGGUUGUCUGUCCCCACCAUAGCAUUGCGUUCUUGCAUACCACAUCCUUGAUUCAGCAAAGGUGUUUGCUUUUAUCAAACUGGCAACAUUUGCCACCAUUUCCACAUACACAGUUACAGUACAAUGGCUUCUAUCUGGUAACAUGUUCGUAACAUGCUUACUUUUGCUUCUUGCUGUGAUAGUAUUACACUUAAAGAGAUAAAAAUGAUUCUUUUAAUCUAUAAGUGUUAAAUUAACUUUUGUUCAUCAUAUAUUUUACCCACAGGUACACCGAAAGCAACUGGUCUCUUGUGAACUAACAUUAAAAGGGGGACAAAAACAAAUCAUGCUUUAACCUUAUAAUUUUUUGUUGGUUCUUUUUUUUCACAUACUGUAGUGUCUGUGACAAGGGCACAUAAUCUCCUUCACCUUCUUUUUGCUUUUGGUGGGCUUCUGUUUUGUUUUUUAAUUCUAAAAUUAAUUGAUGUGACCUUUGGUGAGUGCCCACAGAUGCAACAGCAGUCGGUGACACUAAACAACCUUAGUACUUCUCUUUCACCUUUGAUUUUUUGGUCCAGAAUUCAUUUCAAGGAGACUGACUUGAAAUUGGCUUAGACAGCUGAAUAAAUUAGGGUUUUCUGUGAAAAAAAAAAUUGAACAAAAUAAUCCAUACUGGCUUUUGGUUUCAGUUCAAAGCAGAUAACUAGUGGCCACAGUCCUCGGUGACUGGAUUAAAUUAUGGAAUAUUUUGUUGUGUACACCCUCUGUGUACUAUUGUUACAGUAAAUCUGUUUAUAUGUUUAUUAGUAGGUCCCACCCCCCCACACACACACUUGAGUUGAGAAAGGUCAGGCUAUCAAUUUGCAUAUAUCAAGUACCUACUUUUUGUGAAAAAGUUAAAAAUUAUACAUUUUAAACACUUCACUUCUAUGGCUGGUCAUAUUACAACAAAGUAUUGCAUACAACUGUUUCUGCUUUCUUAUUUAAUUUGUGAAAAUGUACACCAGAAAUAAGAACUUGUCACAAUGUUCAAGUGGUGCUAUAUUAUGAACAAAGUCUUUGCAAUUUUCAUAUUAAUAAUUGUACUCAGUUUAUGACAUAGAAAACUGGAGCUCCAUAUGUGUUCUGUUAUUCUCUCAGGUCACAAGUCUUCAAAAUCCUAGUAAAAUACUCCUGAAAAAGUUAACUAUUGUAAAAAUCUGGACUAGAAAUGAUUUUCUUAAAGGAUGGGUUUUGUGCCAGACAGCAAAAAUAAAAUGUUGGCAAAAGCA